This is a messenger RNA of Nothoprocta perdicaria, 1999 nucleotides long. It is a transcript of the gene ZNF706, whose product is annotated as zinc finger protein 706. The transcript has 4 exons. Bases 100 to 330 code for a protein of 76 amino acids. NCBI's taxonomy places the organism in Eukaryota, Metazoa, Chordata, Aves, Tinamiformes, Tinamidae. The record is from RefSeq and is a predicted model, not a curated record.
CCUCCUCCUCCUCGUCGUCUCGGGCAGGCGGCGGCGGCUGCUGCGGGGCCGCGCGGAGCCUUCCCACCCGCUCGCCAGGGCCGCGCGCCGAGGCCGGAUAUGGCUCGUGGACAGCAGAAGAUUCAGUCGCAGCAGAAAAAUGCCAAAAAACAAGCUGAGCAAAAAAAGAAGCAAGGACAUGAUCAGAAGGCUGCAGCCAAGGCUGCCUUGAUAUAUACCUGCACUGUCUGUAGGACACAAAUGCCGGACCCCAAGACCUUCAAACAGCACUUUGAAAGCAAGCAUCCUAAGACUCCACUCCCUCCAGAACUGGCUGAUGUUCAGGCGUAAAGUUGUCYACAGGUGAAGUCUUGGCACCUAUUGACUCUUCUACUGUCAGAUCUUACAUAACAAACCUGCAGCUGCUUUUCUAAAACUGUUGAUCAGCAAAAAUGAAGGGGCUACAGAAACAUUCAUAUUUUUAUGCUGUUCCCUCUUGGGCUUCAUGCAAAGACAAUUCUGUGUAAAUGUACAGUUGUGCCCUACUUGGAAAUCCUGAAAAAUCAGUCCAUACUUAUUAUAAAAAAAUUUUUUACAAUUGUAAUUAUAUUGAUGUUCAUAUUGUGUAAAAUAACUCAUUUAAUAAAGUAGUACUUUGAUUUUACAGUAUCACAGAUGAAAUGCUUGUAGAAGUUCUGUUUCAACUUUCUGCAUUAUCUGCCUUAUAAGAUCCCAAACAAAACAGAGACCAAGUGGAAUCUUCCCCUUCCUGCCAGAACGUKAGCAGUAUCAUUCCACUGAAAGUUAAUGUACAUGACAGUGAAUUAAUCUCAGGCGAAGAGGGAAGCUGCUCAGCUUUAUUGUUUGGUGUGCUCUGGGCUUGAGCUCAGGCACCAGUGCUCAGACCUUGGCUCAAGAGUAAACUUAGCGGCUGCGUUAGGCUGGGGAGGCUCCUUCCUCAUGCUGCUGUUCAGCGUGGGUGAGUCUAGGRCUACAGGCUUCGCAGAACGGGAUUCCCGUGGCACAAGGGAGCCCCUUCCUUGGAGUCGUGCCUGGAGAGGCUCUUGUUGGGCAGGUGAUCCUCAUGGCUAAGGAAGCAGAAAUGUGGUAGAGUCGCAUGCUUUGGGCACAGGGGCUCAAGCAAUGCUCACCACUGGCAUAUCAGGUUAAAGUAACUCUCCUCUUAGUUAUAAUACUGAUUUAAAAGGUUUUUUUAAAGAUAUUUGAGCUGUCCACGACACAGGUUGUCCCUUAAACAAGUUUAGUUAUUUCAGUAACAGCUCUCCAAGAAAUAUGUAAAGCAGCCAGCCAUUAAUACCCCUGCUUCACAGCCAGCUUAAAAUAAGCCUACUGGAAGAGAGUCAAAGUAGCUGAAAUCAUACUGUUAGUUUUAAGAAAUMAGCUGUGAUUAAGGUUUCAUUGUCAAGGAGAAGCUGGAUAAUGGCACUGUGGCCAAGAGCAUUUGACAAGCUCAGCGUAAUUAACCUUUGUGUCUGGGCACUGUUCUGAUCCCAGAUGCACAGCAUGAAGUGACAGAAAACAGCAGAAUUGUGCUAGAAGGUCUCCCCUCCACAUCUGGGGUGGGCUUGUUUAACAGCUUAAAUUUUGAAGUUGCGGUMAGAAACAGCACUAAAAUAGCAGUGAUUAUUGUGGUUACAACUGAUGUGAAAUAACUUUGGCAACCCAAGUAACCCUUGCUUCAUGGUGAGAUUCUCUCUCUGACCUUCCAAUGGCUUCCUGAAAUCCUAGACCAUUGUCUCCAAGACUCUUUCACUUAAAAGGAUGCACUUGGUAUUUUAUUACAGCAAGUCAAAGCCUUUCUCCACUUGUUUGCUCUUUAAUGAACUAUUCUGUGAGACUAGCUCCUUGUCCUCCUUACUGUGACAAGUCUCUCUGAAAAUACUCACAUUGACAUGAAGUUUCUCUGAAUUAUAGUCRCUCUGGGAUAACCUGUGAUAACUUUAUAGAUAUGUUUGUUUUCCUCUGGGAGUAUUCCACUACUGCACUUGUACACCUGACA